AUGACCGCAUUCGCCGGCGGUCCUGGCAAGACUGCUCCGAAGCUCGCAAACGACUUUCUACGAUUCGAUCCCUUGCACUGCGACCGCAAUGCGAAUUACCUCGCGGAUUUCACACCUCCCGUCGGCGAGGGCAAGCAACUUGCUCCGAAGAUAGGCAGCUGCCAACAUGAAUACUCAACAAAGCACGCCCAAAGCAUUCCGCCGCCGCUCGAUCUGCGUGCGGAUGGAGGCACACAGUACAAGCUUGCAGUGUGCUGCAAGAAGUGUAGGAUACAUGCGGACAUCCGCAUCAGCUACGCUUUUGCGGUGAACUCAUGCCCAAAUUCUCAGGACCCGCUGCAUCACUUCGUGCGACGGCGUGAGUUCGAUGUGGCUAUACCAGACCGAAUAGAAUACGCAUGGCAGUGCUCCUCAGAGGGAUGCCGCGCCGAUCUCAGAAUCAGCUUCAGGACAGCGAAGAUACAACCAACAGAACGGACUAUGCUGGUGGAUACGGAUCGACUGAAGAAGGCGUAUGAGGCGAUGGUGCGAGAAGAGCCAGACAGGGAGGGCAUACGUCAGGCGACGCCCGUAGAAGUGUUGCAAAGAUUGAGGAGAUACAUCAAAGACGCUUUGAAUACUGAGCACGCGCGAAGAUCGUUUCCAGCAAACAACAAGCGCUUUGGGGAAGCUUUUGGCGUGUAUGGCGCGGACUGCUAUGAGCUGCUCACCCGGCUGGGCUUCAGAUACUCGCAAGCACAGGGGGACCAAGAAGCAAUGUGGCAGCUGCCCGAUCCUCCGGUGCUGGACGAUCGGUUUGCUGCGCAGGGCAACAGCCAUCGCGAGCUACUUGAGGAUAUCGAGACCGAGCUGCACGCGCUGAUUAUCAAAACCGCAGCCGAGACCAACGCCGUGAACCCUGCAGCGUCAGAAGGGUGGCCACUGGCAGACCGCGAUGUCGACCGAACGCUCGCUGCGCAGGGGUACCCGCGUUUCUCAUCCUUGCGGCGGCAGGUGGCAUCGCCGGAGGAGCUUCCAUACUUUGCAUCACUCGGUAUCCAACCCGACUCUGCGGACUCCAUCGUGACAUGGGCUGUCGACAAGCAGUUCACUACUGACCCACAACGACAAUCGUAUUACUUUGAGUGCUUACAGAUCAUUGCGGAGGCUCGCAAGACGGAGGACCUGCAAACAACGCUCGCGCUCGUGGAGUCCCGCGGCCUGAUAAGCCGAAGAGACAUUACAGCCGCCUAUCGAUACCUGGACAUUUCGCAAACCGACGCGCAGACAGCAGACGACGAGAGGAUACUGAACUUGUUCUACGUGAGGACUUCCGAUUCAGGACCUGAAGCCAAAGAGGAAGCGAGACGCGCACUUAGAAAGAUAGGACUCGUACGACAGAGCCAACGCCUGAUUCGGGCCGCCGAGCAGACGAUCGAGACGUACGAAGAGGCCCUGGACUGGCUUGGAAACGGCGCCAAUCGCCAGACCGCGGACGAUUGGCUGAUAUCCUUCGCUGGCACAAAGCGUGAAGAGAACGAGGAACUGACGCGCAAAGCCAUUUCGGUGAUUGCGCACGAACGGAAAAGUGACGCUCUCAACCAGUGGUUGUUGACGGGUCAAGCAGACGGCUACCAAAUGGACAAGGAAGAGGCAUUGCGCCAGCUCGGCAUCACCGAAUCAUGGGCCACCAUUGACAAAUCGAUAUUAUCGAUGCAAUUUGACGUGGCGCGUAUGGACCGGCCAGGCGAGCAGACGGAAAAGGCGAUCGCUGCACUUGAGAAGGCCAUAGCCUCCGAGCAGACUUCGCGGUCCGCUGAGACUUGGCCAGUUGGGCUCACCAGUCAUGGCAACACUUGCUAUCUGAACUCCCUUCUGCAAUACUACUUCAGCAUCAAGCCUCUUCGCGAGAUCGUGCUGAAGUACGAUCAAUACAAACUGGACACGGAGCACCACACCAGCAAGGAUGAGCGGGUAGGCCAUCGGAAGAUUUCCCUCGAAGAGGUCAAAGGUGGUCAGCGAUUUGCGCGUGACUUGAAACAGCUCUUCGAUCGCAUGAUCAAGAGCCCGAGCGAGCAUGUCCGGCCUGAAGACGAUCUUGUGUGCCGUGCUUUUCUCGAAAUGAAGGACUAUGCUCUGUUGUCUUCGGCAGUGCAGGAGCUGCGGGCUGAGCACGCUGAGAAAGCGAAUGGCGUCGUGGACAACGAGAACGAGAACGAAGUGAAGGGGGAUGACAACGAGCCAGCUCCGAUUUCGUCGUUCAACAGAGUCGCGUCCGAUGCUAGCAGCGUGACACUGCGAGGCGAAGAAGAUGUCCCAAUGCAGAAUGGAGAGCUGCUGCCCCCAACGCCACUCAAAUCGCCACCCAAGGACGACUCCGCAGCAGCACCUCCACUCCCACCGCGGCGCUUUUCGACCACGCGCGAACACGCACUUGAGAAGGCACAGGAGAAGGCGAAAGCGCAGCAGGACGUUACCGAAGUGCACGACGAUGUUUUGUUCAAGUUGAGAGCAGGCAUGACACCACGAGGCGCAGAUGAGACUGGCGAACAGGAAGAUGAUCUGCACCGGUUGUUCAAGUACAGCAUGAUUGAGACCUCAGUCAAGGACGGAAUCGAUGGGAAGAAGAAACCAUUGCUGGACAUGGCGAUUACCAUUCCGCCUCCAUCUGGAGCAACUGACAUUUACAGUGUGCUGGACCAAUUCUUCGACCUGCAAAGCGUCGGCGAGACAACCGAGGCUGGCAACACGGAAGCCUACAAGUCAUUGGAGGUGCUCCCACCUUUACUGCAGAUCAAUAUCACACGCAUCGAUUACAACAAAGAACGAGGAGCUUUCAAAUCUGAGGCAUGUGUGAAGCUCGAAGAUGAGCUCUACCUUGAUCGAUAUAUUGAUACUUCGCACCCUGAUGUGCUGCCGAGGCGCAAAGCUUGUUGGUCCUGGCGUCAGAAGUUGCACGCGCUGCGAAAAGAGAAGAAGGCCAUCGACGAUGCUCCACAAGUUGUCAACAAACCGAAUGAUCUCAGCGGGCCACUCGUGAUGAGCGAGGCCGGUGAAUAUCUGCACGACAUGCCUAAAGUCAAUGCCGAACUCGAAUCGCUUGGUAUGAACGGCGUCGAGGUUCCGGAAAGCUUGCCCAUAGCUGUCAUGUCGGAGACACAAGACCAAUUGGCUCGACUUCUGCAGCUGGAGAGUGAGAUCGCCGAGAUCGAGCCACGUCUCAAGGAUCAGUUCAGCGAGUUCAAAAAGAUCAAGUAUCGUCUUGCUGCUGUCUUUUUCCACCGAGGCAGCUAUGGACAUGGACAUUACUGGAUCUACAUUCAUGACUUCGAGAAUGACGUCUGGCGAAUGUACAAUGACGAGCGCGUGGAUGAGUUCAAGAAUGUCAACGAAAUCCUCGAGGCGAAUACCUGGAACCAUGGCACUCCAACUUUUGCUGUGUACGUUAAGGACGACCACAAGACUGAGAUUGUGCAGCCCGUGUGUCGAGCUCCGGAACCUGUGCCGGAAGCGGAUCCUCAGGCGGUCCCUGAUAUCGACGUCCAGAUGUAUGACGGCGGAAAUCAGCCUGAGGGCACGAUGAAUCCACGAGACAUGAUGGUCCGUCGGGACUCAGCCAGUGGUCUCGAUAGGAAAGAGAGCAGUGGAGAGUGGGACCCAGCACGAGUUGUAAACAAUCAUCAGUGGUAG
Cercospora beticola is the source of this 3669-nucleotide messenger RNA. It is a transcript of the gene UBP2, whose product is annotated as ubiquitin-specific protease UBP2. Gene Ontology annotation, molecular function: proteasome binding; cysteine-type deubiquitinase activity. Gene Ontology annotation, biological process: protein deubiquitination; regulation of proteasomal protein catabolic process; proteasome-mediated ubiquitin-dependent protein catabolic process. Lineage: Eukaryota; Fungi; Ascomycota; Dothideomycetes; Mycosphaerellales; Mycosphaerellaceae. The record is from RefSeq and is a predicted model, not a curated record.